Messenger RNA from Musca domestica (house fly), 1878 nucleotides. RefSeq lists its product as uncharacterized. The record is from RefSeq and is a predicted model, not a curated record. The transcript has 3 exons. NCBI's taxonomy places the organism in Eukaryota, Metazoa, Arthropoda, Insecta, Diptera, Muscidae. Bases 629 to 1318 code for a protein of 229 amino acids.
CAAAGACAACUCCCAAAAGUCGACUGAGAUAUCCCUAGAAACAGCGAUCACAAUGAAAAAACUGAAACAAUAAAGAGAACAAUUGAUUUGCACCACAACAAUAAAAUAAUUUAUUAUUAAAAUUCUUGCUUUGUGUGCCGUGAUUUAAACUUGAAAUUCUGUCGGUUUGUUACAUAAAUAAACAGAUCAAUAGCUUUUAUUUGUAUACAAAAGCUGGCCGCGAGUGUAAACAAAAAAGCUACCGAAAGGAAAAUCUCGUUUGCAGUCGAGACGAUGAAAGAAAGUAGAGAUGUGAAAAAAUGUUUUUGAUUACCUUUAUAUGGCUUCUGGAACAUUAUCAAAAACCUUCGAUUUGAAAUUGGAAAAAAGUACAACAGAUCAAUUGUACAAUAAAUUAAUUAUUUUAAUAAUUCUGUAAUAAUAAUUGAAAUUAGCAUCGUAUCAUCACGCACAGCGAUAGCGUUUGUUGUCUGAGUCUUUUGCUUAACCCAUUCGUCGCAUUUCACCCGUAAAACCGUAAAACAAGAAAGACCUUUAUUGUUUUGCUAUUUGCCAAGAGGGCCGCCGCCAGCGAUCGCUUGUGCUUCUUGUUCAGCUAUCAACGUUAAUUACUCUUGUGACACCCAAAAUGAGUAUUAGAACCCGUUCUUUAAUAUUUUCAACUUUCUUUGGAAGUUGUAUAGCGAUCGGUUUACUUUUGGGUAGUUUAACCACAGACAGCUGGGUAAGGGCAACACCAAAGCGAGGAAAUUCAUCGUAUACCUCACAGGAAUCAACCGGUGAAGUAAACUUUGGCUUAUUUUAUGGCAGUAAAGUUUUAAAUUCUGGAAUUGGAGAACGCAUUACACCGGUUGAAGUCUACACUUUCAUACAAACGGAACCGGAUUCUAUGAACUUUUGGCUUUGGCUGUUCACAGCUUUGGGAGCUGGCUUUGGUCUAUUGGGCUGUGCCAUUUCGGCCAUUGCUGCUGUCAUUAAGUCAGCCUCGGCCGCCAAGGGCCCCAUUAAUCUGGUAAUACUCAUUGCAUCAAACAUAUCCUCAGCGGUGACACAAGUUGUUGCAUUCAUCUGCUGGCUAGUACAAUUCAUACAAUAUCUACAGCACAAUGUUUUGACGGUGGCCGAUCAAAAACAUCACUGGUAUAGCAAAGGUUUAGCCUCCUUGGGCUAUAGCUUUUACAUGGUUAUACUAUCAACUCUAGUCGUUAUAAUAAAUAUUGGUAUAUUAUUGUAUGCCCGGCAUUGUGAUCGAAGGGAUCGCCAACGUUUGGAGCCGCCAAGUGAAGAGAAAAACCAAUGUGCUAUAAUGUUGUAUUAGGCACAGAGCACAAUGCUGCAGGAACAACAAAAAACAACGCUUACUCGAAUAAUGAACGAAUAUUCAGAAUCAGUCCAUAUAAACCUAUACAAAGUACUCUAUACUUACUCACGCUCACUACUUUGAGUCGAAGUUUAUAACAUUCCUCAACAAAACAAUACAACAAAAAGACUUUAUUUGCCUUUAUUGCCGUAAUAUACACACCUGCUUACCUACAUACUUUUUACUUAUACGAAUCUCAUGCUGAUAAUAUAUUUCAAAUCAUAGCUCAUAUACCCACAUAUAUUUUAAGCUUUAUAAUGAGUUUUAUUUUGGAAGUAUCCUCUCAAGUAUUUCAUAUAUCUCUGCAUUUAUAUCUAAACUUAUGUUUGCAUUAUAAUCAUCCAAAAAUGAUGUGAAUUUUAAAUAGAAGUACCAUUGCAAAAAUCUACAUUGAAUUGUACACUUUUUUCUACAAAUGUAUGCGAUUUUUCCUGUAUGGUAUUUUUAAGUCAUCUUAAACUGUUAAGUUUUUAAUAAUUUUUAAUAUUAAAAAAAAAAAUAAAAUAAUGAAUUUGUAA